This is a messenger RNA of Rotaria sp. Silwood2, 1317 nucleotides long. NCBI's taxonomy places the organism in Eukaryota, Metazoa, Rotifera, Eurotatoria, Philodinida, Philodinidae. The record is from the annotation of a GenBank genome assembly.
AUGGUUGUGAAAAACUUUUCUAAUGGUGCCAAAUAUGAAGGAGAUUGGGAAGAUGGCAAGAAAAAUGGCGAAGGAACUUUAUAUUAUGCAGAUGGAGGUAAAUAUGAAGGUGAAUGGACUAAUGAUUUACGAAAUGGUUAUGGAGUUAAUCAAUGGGCUAAUGGUGAUCGAUAUGAAGGAAACUGGAAAAAUAAUAAGAAACAUGGUCAAGGAAAGUUAUUUUAUGCUAAUGGAGGUAAAUAUAUCGGUGAAUGGGAAGAUGAUAUGAGAGAUGGUGAAGGAAAAAAUACAUGGUCGAAUGGUAGUCGAUAUGAAGGAUCUUGGGCACAAAAUCAACAACAUGGUCAAGGAACAUUUACUUAUGCAGAUGGAGGAAAAUACGUCGGUGAAUGGGCAAGCAAUAUGAGAGAUGGAUACGGAGUAAAUACUUGGUCAAAUGGCGAUCGAUAUGAAGGAUUAUGGAAAUACAAUAGAAAAAAUGGACCAGGAACUUUUUAUCAUGCUGAUGGAACGAAAGAGGUUGGUGUUUGGACAGAUGAUAGCAUAGAUAAUCAGUCGAAUGACGUUAAAGAAAAGAAAACUAAGAAAGCUCUUUCAAAGAAUGGGAUACAAUUUAAAGGUUUUUGGCUAAAUGGUCAACCUUUUGUGGUUGUAUUAAUGCCUAAAUCAUCUGAUUGUCCUUAUCUGACACUUGCACAUGAAUUUAUUGUUUCAUUAAAGUGGAACAAAUCAUUUUUUGAUCGUGAUCAUGAUCAUUGCUAUUGCAGUCAUUGUUAUAAGCAUUCAUGGCAUGAUGUUAUCGAGGCUGGCGAAGGUAAAUAUGUUAUUCCUCGUGGAUGGGUACGAUUGGGUCUUCAUAUUGAUCCAGUUCUCUUGAAAACUCAAGAUGUUUGGAAUAAAUGGAUAGUAACAUUUCAUGGAACAACAAAAAUUGCUGCACAAUCAAUUCUUACGCAUCGACAAUUUUGUCUUCCGGGCGAUACAUUAAUUGAUGGUACUAAAUUGGGUAUUCGUCCUGGACAUAUUCCUAAUCAAAACUUUAUUUAUACGUCACCAACUAUAGCUUAUUCAAGUGGUUUAGCAUAUAGUCCAGUAUAUGAUUUUCAUUCAACAGAAAAUGAUGCUGAUUAUCUAGCUCAAAUCGUUCUUCAAUGUCGACAAAUGCCUGAUAGUUUUCAAAUCGGACCAGAAACAAUUGGAGCUGGCAAAAACGAAAUUUGUCCACAUAUUCCGAAUUCCAAAAUUGAAUAUUUUACAGACAGAAGAGCAACACUUCAUGCUUAUGGAUUACUCGUGAGAUUUCGACAAAAAAAUUAG